This is a messenger RNA of Chilo suppressalis (striped riceborer), 5369 nucleotides long. Lineage: Eukaryota; Metazoa; Arthropoda; Insecta; Lepidoptera; Crambidae. The record is from the annotation of a GenBank genome assembly.
CCCCCCCCCCCCACUGUUGACUCUUGUCUCAGUCAUCUCAAUAUUUUUUGUAGGAAAUUAUUUUAUUCAUUGAAUUGUUAAUUUUUUCAAGGUGUAAUCGACUCGAGACUUCUGUUUUGUAUAAAUUAUUGGUUCAAAGUGAGUAAUGCUAUUUAUUCAACAGCGUCAUACUUGCAGUUUACUUUAGAAAUUGACCCAGUGCAUCGUUACACUGCUGUGUUAAAUUAUUAACAAUAAUUUGACAAGGACCGGUAAUUUUAAUUGUAAUUUACGACAGUGAUUAUUAUUCAAUGAUGAAUGGCAUAAACCGGAGUGAGAAAACUAUAGGAAUAUGGAUAUCCGACAAGAAAAGUCAGAAGUUAAAUUGGAAUGAGUUUACUAAUGUUUGUGCUUCACAUGGUUAUAAUCUCAUUAAGCUGGACUUAGAGAGACCACUGGAAGAGCAGGGGCAAAUAGAUAUUUUUUUACAUAAAUUGACAGACAUUUUAGCUGCCGCUGACCAAGGUGAUCCCAAGGCAUCAUCCACAGUUGCCAGGGUAGAACAGUAUUUAUCAAAUCAUUCUAAGGUUAUUGUAAUUGAUCCAUUGGACAAUGUAAGAAUACUUCUAAGCAGGUACAAAUAUUAUUCAAUACUUCAAAAUGAACCAUCAUUUGUAAAACAAGGUAUAUUUACUCCAAACUUUGCUGAAUUUACAACAAACAAUGUCGAAAUGAAUAUUGAAAUUAUGGCACAGAGAGGGGUGCAGUUCCCAGUGAUAUGUAAGCCAAGUGUCGCACAUGGAUCAAAAUUGGCUCACGAGAUGGUUGUUAUAUUUAAUAAGAAGGACCUGAGUGCUUGCAAGCCUCCAUGUGUAGUGCAAAACUUUGUUAACCAUAAUGCUGUACUACACAAAGUAUUUCUAGUUGGAAACAGAUAUCACAUAUGUGAGAGACCAAGCUUAAAAAACUUCUAUGCAUCAGAAAAUCUGACACCAAUAUUCUAUAGCACAGGUGAGGUUUGUAAAGCUGAUAGCCAGUCUACUCUCUCGAUAUUGGACCCUCACGACGUAGCUGAUAUAAGGAUGACAUUAAACGAAGACAAAAUAAGGAGCAUAAUUAGAGUUCUAAGGAAAGAAAUAGGCCUUGUGUUGGCAGGGUUUGAUGUAGUUAUUGAUAAUGUGACAGGGGACCAUGCUGUCAUAGAUAUUAAUGUAUUUCCAAGCUAUGACAAUUUCCCUGAUUUCUUCGAACAUUUCUUAGAAUGUAUUGAUGGGAUCUCCGAUAGAACAACUCCAAAUUUAUGUACCAAUGACACUAGCACAUUUGAUUAUUUAUCAGGCAAGCGAAAUGGAUACAUGAAUGUUAGUUUGUGUCGUAGUAAAUUUGGUGUCAACGGAAUGAAUAUCAAUUAGGUGUCUUUAUUAUGGUAUUCCAAAUUAUUAACAGAUUUGAGAGGUUUACAAAACGUUAGCUAGGUUUUAAGGCAUGUGAAGGAAAUACUACCUUUUCAGUGUUCCUGGGCAUACAUUAGUUAUUUAUUAUGUAUCAAUGUGGCGAAUAUACAAAAAUUAUUGGUAGUAUAGAAAUAUGUACUAUUUAUUUAUUGUGUACCAAAGUAUUUUAAAUUAUAUGCUACUGUAUGCCAAAUUGUUAUAUCGGUGAGUACAAAUGUGAAAAGCAAUUAUUGCCUAUGCAAAAUGAUUAAGACAUUUAUGUAUAUCAUUCCUGGAAUAAAAGCAUUUUGCGAUAGCUCCAUACAUAGAUUAAAAAUAUUCCAUGAUUCUUUGCUGCAGAGGUAUGGAAGCAGUAUUACCUUUAAUAAAAUUUAUGUUAUUAAGGGAUUUUAUGUCAUAAUUAUUUUGGAUAUAAUACAUUUUUAUUAACUUCCUAUUUAUCGUUUUGAUAAAAUCAAAAUUAAAAGUCAUUUAUUUUUUGCAAAUUGGCUUAUAAAAGGCUCUUUUACACGUCCCAGUCCCACUUUAUCUCUACCACUGCUUUGUGACAAUAAAACUGCUUCUAGUAAAAACUUAACCUUAAAAAAAAUAUACUUUAAAUAUUUACUAACCAUUAUUUAUGGAUCUGUCCUACGACAUUGAUAGUAUUGUUAUGAUGACAAAACUCAAUGUCGCUUAUUGCAUUAUAGGUCUUACUAAAACACAAUAAGGUUCACACUAAAUUUGAAACAUGAAGUUUGAGGAAAAUCUUAUGAAUAAGAAUUAAAAACACAACCUUGGUUUACAUUAUAAUGGUCACGCAGUGUCACAAUAGUAGCAGACGUAGAAAAAGUGAGUAAAUAAAAGGAACUUAACUGUUCACUUCAGAUUUCAAAGGAAUACCAAACUAUACAAAAUUAAAUUAAAUAGAAAUAUAUUAUAUAGCUUACGAUUUAAACACUUACAAUAUUGUAUCAAAAUAUAAUUUGGUUAUUGUUAACCUGAUAUUUUAAUAUACAUUCCAAAUAUUUUUUUAGUGGUAAGUAACAUAAUAAUAUGUAUGCAUUGAUAAAAAAAUCAAUUUAAACGGUUUGAAUGUACAUAAGUAUGUAUAUAAUUUGCAAAUGAAAUAGUACAUAAUUUUGUAUUGUGUUCUAUAAUAACAAGAUAUAAGAUUUAUUUUUUAUUUAGAAUACGUCUGUUCCGAAUAACUUAUAAAUAAAAUUAAUAACAGGUAGCUUACAAGAGAUGGAUCCAAUAAUUAUUGGAAAUUAAUGUUUGCUUGACUAAACUUUUUGGGGAUAAAUAAUAUUGGGAAUGGGUGUAACUGAGAAAAAAAGAAUAUUGAAGAUAUAUUUUAUAGCUGACAAUAUUGCCUUAUGACAGAUAUGCCUUUAAACAUAAACACAACACAUAAUUAAUUGUAUAUUUACACAUAAUAUUCACUAACACAAAUUGCAUAUAACAUUCAAAUACGAUAAAAUUUAUUAAUGACGCUUAAUAAAUUUUGCUAUCCUGUAAUGAGUACAUAAAAUAUAAUUAAAUAGAUAUUAUAAAGUGUAUAAUUUAUAAUAUUUAAACAUAUAAUUAGCAUUUGCCUUGCUAGAAUGUAUACUGUUUAAUAAAUUAUUAAGGAUGUAUAAUCACAUUUUUGUGUGACCAUAUUUAUUUUUAUAGGCAGCUAGUAGAAUUUAGUAGCCUCGUAGGUAUUAUUUUGUAAUGUACGUGUUUGAGCAAUUUAUUUUUAUUCUUGAUACAAUAUUGAUACUGUUAUUGUUUUAACGAGGAGUUGAUUUUUGUAUAAAGUGACAGUGAGUUAAUAUGAUGCCGUCACUUCACUUGGUUAUUCGUAUUUACAAUUUGAGGAGCUGGCGAAUAAAACGAAAGCGAAAUUAUUGAAAAAUUAACUCUACAUGAGCAGUAAAAAACUGAAUGACACACCAACAGUGAGGUUUUGGCGUGCUUUUUAAUUUAUUAAUUUAGUAUUUUUAACACUAUUUUAGGAGAUUUUGAUUGAAAAUGAGUUGAAAUUGAAAUUUAGCAGGGCCUAAUCAUAAAGAUAAUCAAAAUCAUUUCUUCAGUUUAGGCUGUUACAAGCACAUAUGAAUGUCUAGAAGCUAUGCCAGCGGUUCGUAAAUCUACGGCGGGAGAUCUUGUACUAAGAAGAACCGGCAAGAAACUCAGCAAGGGCUGUUUUUUUUCUCCCUGUUUUAUCAUUUACAGAGUCGUCAAGUUGAAAAAUGACUUCAGAGAUGAUUCAUGAAGUCACCUUUCAUUACAUUACCUAAACCUCCGUACUGUGAAAAAAAGUAUUUUGACCAUAUGCGUAAUUGUACCGUUUUGUUCGCCAGCUCCUCAUUUGUAAACUGUACCCCUAGCACGAACCAUUAUCGAAUUCGAAUAGUUUGCAAACCGAAAUGUCAAUGACAAAUUUUGUAUGGAAACUUGAACAGCAGCGGCACAAAAUACGUAACGAGAACUAAAAAUCAGUACACUUUUGACAACGACAUUUCGGCCUCGCAAACGAUACGAAUUUAAUAUUGGUUCGUGCUAGGGGUACUGGACACCAUUCUGUCCUUAUCAUGCUUUAUAGGGAAUGAAAAGGACAAACUGAUGUCAAGUUUACAAAUAGCACACACGAAUAGCCAAGUGAAGCGCGGCAUGAGUUGUCAAACGUAAUCUUAGACGACUGUUUUGAUUUCGUUUAUAGUAUGUAUAAUGCGAUUCAACUAACAAUAGGACGGACUGGGCGCCAUAUUUUGACGUCAUAGCUGUCAAUUACAACCAAAUAGGUAGAGUGAGCAAUAAUUUUUUGCUAUUUAAUAAAACUUAUUUACUACGAUUAAGUGAGACAAAACAUCAGAUUUUUAAUAAAAUUAAUGUACUAAGGUUGAGAAAGAACACAACCGAUUUUUAAUAGUAUUUCUUUAUUAAGACUGUGUGAAAAAAAAUAUUAAUCAGAAUCUAGCUCUUUUAUUUCGCUCAUCUCUGCAUUACCGCCCGAGAAGUUAUGAAUAAUCAUGCAGGUCACAUACGAACAUGCAUUCUAUAUGUAAACGAAAUUUUUAAAUCGACUUUCUGAACGCAACAUAAAGUGACAUUUGGUUGACGAUUUAGGUUAUCAAACCAUUCAUAGCCAAUACUCAAUAAGUGAAAAAAAAAACAGAUAAUAUUAAUUAUCAACAUUUGUUAUUGUUUGUUUAAAAAUGAUUGGUUUUUAUUCUAGAAUCAGCCGAAUGCUAAAAAAGUGUUUCGAGAUUUUUUUGUAAACCGUACUUUUCAAGCGACAUUUGACAGAUGGAGGUCAUUGGCUUUCCUAUUCUUAUUUGAAUCGCAUUAUAAUAUUGCUGCGUUUCGUUUACUGAAUUGCAAUUAAAGCAACAUAUAACAUAGUACAGUCAGCAACAGGUCAAGUAACAACAAUUUUAAGUGUUAAACUAAGCAUAGCCUGUAUUAUGGUAACUUAAUAACGCGAGUACAUUAAACAUGAUAAAACCAAACCUGGAGCAAAUAUUUGUGCUCAUCAUCAUCAUCAUCAGCCUAUUAAUUCAAUUCAAAUUUAUUUUCAUUUAUUUCGACCAAACAAGGAUCAUAAUCAUUACAAUAGGGAUGAUGACUUAUUUUAUUUUCUUCGUUUAUCAGGUAGAUUAUCAAAAAGUAUUGGACACAUAUUUUUUCUUAUUUCACAUAAUAUAAACAUUGCAGAGAUAUAUUGAUUUGAAAAAUCGCAUGACGUCACGUUUUGGUACAAUUUUUACUUGAAAGUGACGUCACGAGCCCCUACUCCCAAACUUUGACGCGCUAUAUCUUUGUCAUUUUUUGGUUGGUUGCCCAAAGAAAAAAUACUUGUCCAUUAUUUUUUGAUCAUCUAACUGACGGGACUAAAUAGAAUUUCGUUUACUGUACCCCGUCAUCAUGCCUAUUAAUAUAUUCAUUUACAUAAAUAUUCCACUAAUC